Messenger RNA from Plasmodium falciparum 3D7, 7443 nucleotides. RefSeq names its product putative filamin domain-containing protein. NCBI's taxonomy places the organism in Eukaryota, Apicomplexa, Aconoidasida, Haemosporida, Plasmodiidae. The record is from RefSeq and is a predicted model, not a curated record.
AUGACGACGCUUAGAAGAAAUAAUCAUGAAUAUCAUGAGGAGGAAGAAUUAAAUUGUGAUGAAAAUAAAAGUAAGGAUAAAUUGUUUCACGAAAUAAAUAAAUUACUAUAUUCUUCAUCGAGUGAAAAAAUGUCUAAAAAAUCGAAACCAAAAAUAGUUGUUAGUAAAGGAGGUUCAAUUAGACAAUCUGAUAAAAUAAAAAAUGAAAAAAAGGAUAAUAAUAGCAGUAUAUCAUCAUCUGAUGAUGGUUAUGAUAAAAAUAUAUCUAGUAAUAAUAUAAGUGAUAAAAAUCAAUCUAGUAAUAAUAUAUGUGAUAAAAAUAUAUAUAGCAAUAAUAUAUAUGAUAAAGAUAUACAUGAAUAUAAUAUAUUAUAUGAUAAUAUAUACACAUAUAAUAGCAACAGUAAUAAAUCAGAAUAUUCACAUAACAAAUCUGAUAUAUAUCAGUUAGAACAAAUAUUAAUGGAAUCAAAUUAUAAUUCUUCAUUAAAAAAUAAUUCAAUUAGUCCAUGUUCACUUUCAUUAACUUCUUUUAGUUCACGAAAUACAAGUAGUAUACUUGAUGAAUAUGAUAACAUUAUAAAAAUAUUUAUUGAAAAUAUUACACUAGAUAAUAUUAUAUAUAAUGAAAAUACUUACAACAAUAUAUUUUGUAUAUCCUAUUUUAUAUAUGAAGACCCUUUAGAAAUAUUUAGUUUUUUUCAAGGUAUUAAUUGGUUACCUGAAUUAAAAAAUAGAUGUACAUCUGUUUCUUAUCUCGAGAAACUGGAUAACAACAGGAUGGAAAAAAACAAUUAUUAUCAACCUGAAACUUAUUCUUAUUAUAUUAAUAUAAAUCAAUAUGUAAAUUUAAAAAAUAGAAAGAAUGAAUAUUUAUACAUAUACGAUGAUGGUAUUAUAUAUGUUUUUGUAUCAAUAGUAGGAGUAAAUAUGAAUAAAUUCCAAAAAUAUUAUUAUGAUAAUUUUGUACAAUGUGAUAAUAAUAUAUAUAAUGAUCAUGAUAAAAAAGAAAAUGAACAUAGUUUAUAUCUUACCAACAAUAAAACAAAUGAUAAUUUAAGUGAUAAAUCACAUGAUAUUUAUUCAAAUGGACAAAAAAAAAAAAAAAAAGAUAAAAAAAAAAAAAAAUUUAUUCAUCAAAGACAUUAUAAAAGCUUUCUUAAUAUAUUAGGUACAUGUAUUAUUCCAAUAAAAGUAAUUGAUACACAUGAUGAAUAUAAGAAUAAAAUAAAUAAUAGUACGAUGUAUAAUAUAUAUCCACAUGAUGCCAUAAGAUCUAUACUGAAUAAUUAUUAUGACUCCUUAAAAAUAAAGAGAAAAAUAAAUAUAUAUGAUUUAAUUAAUAAUUAUAAACAUAUCUUAUCACCUAUAGGAAAAAUUAAUAUCUCCGUAAAAAUAAAAAGUAAAUUAUUAUACAUGUCAAAUGUGCACAAGUAUAACCACUUAAUGGAUAUACAACACGGUGGAGAAGAAAAAUGUCUUAUGAAUAGAACAAAUCAUAUGAAUAAAAUUAUUGAUGAAAUAUUAAAUUAUGUAAAAAUAUAUAAAAAAAGUAAUGAUAAAAAGAAUAAUAAUCAAGAUGAUACACAUAUAAAACAUAUUAAAAAUAAAAUAUUAUCCAAUUUUUUUUUAUUUUAUAAUGAAAAAAGUAAUAUCAAUUUUGAUGAUUAUAUGAUGAAAUCCUUUUCAUAUAUAGAAAGAAAUAUAGAUAAAAUAUUUAAUUGUGAUGAUGAGAAAAAAAUCCUUAAAAAAAUAAAAAAACGUAUUCUUAAUAUAUUACAAUUAUACCAAAGUAAAGAAACAAAAAAUAAUAAACAAUCAAAUAAUAACAAUAAUAAUGAUAACAAUUAUAGUAAUAAUAAUAAUAAUAAUAGCUCUAAUCAUCAUCAUGCUGUUGUUUCCAAAGAAAUCGUAUGUACUCACAUAAUUUUAUUUGUUGACUGUAUAUCAAAUAUUAAAAUACCAUGGAAAUUAUUAUCUCAUUUUAAAAACGAUAAUACAUUUUUUAUUGUAGUGUACUGGAAGGAAGAAGAUGAUGAAGAUGAAGAAAAUAACAUGACAAAUAUAAUAAGUAGACAGAGUAGAGUUAUACAUUUAAAUAAUAGUAAUAGUUAUUAUUAUAAUCAUUGUAAUAGUAUUGAGGUGGAUUAUAAUUCUUGUGUUUUAGAAAAAUACCAAACGAACAAUCAAACAAACCAUAUAAUUACAGAACAAUGUAAUUAUAAUAUAAAUAAUUUAAAAGAAGAAGAAAAAAAUAAGAUGAUAAAAGUGAAAUUAAAUUUUAAUAGUUGUAUUAUUUUGCCAUAUAAUCAUUAUAAUAUAUCCUCUGAUAUCAAUCUUAUACUUUAUCAUAAUAAUUAUCCUUUUCUGGAAUUCAAAAAACCCUUUUGUAUUCUUAAUAAUUAUAAUAUUACAUAUAAUGCACAAGACAAAUUCACUAUGAAUUUAAAAAUUAAUAAAAAUUACUAUCAUUCCAAUAAUAAAAUUAACGUAAAUAAUUUAAAUAUAAAUGAUACAUGUGUACAAUUAUCACUAUGUAAACAUCCUAAACAUAGUACAUUCUUCUCAUCUAUUAAUUAUAAAUCCUAUUAUAAAAAUAAAACCAAGUGUAGUAUACAAGAUACCAAUUAUUAUAAUGCUCAUUAUUCACCCCCUUUAUUUAAUAAAAAUGGACAUAUAUUUAUUUUUUGCGACGAUUAUUACGUAAACCAUGAAAAAUAUAAUAAAAAUGAAAAUAAAAAAUAUUCCUAUUUAUAUCCUAAUGAUGAUAUAAAAAAAAAGAUGAUAUUUAAUAAAGAAUCUUUUUUUUUACCUAUACGUGAAGGGAACACUUAUAAUCAGGAAAGAGAUAAAGUAACAAAUCCUUAUCUGAAACAAAAACAAAAAAUAGAUACAUAUAUGAUAAAAGAUGAAUGUAUAGAAAAACAAGAAGAAGAUCAAAAAAAAAAAAAAAAAAACAUUUCCUUAUCAUGUAUAUUAAAAAAAAAUAUAUUAUAUUCUGUAGUUGCUAAGGGAGACGGAUUAAAAGGUGGAAAGGUAAAUGAAUGGAUAUCUCUUUAUGUUCAUACAAUAAAUAAAGAGGGAGAUAAUAUAUAUUAUGGUAAACAUAUAAAUAUAAGAAUGAAAAUCGAACCUAUUGGAUAUUUAAAAUCAUAUUAUUCGUUCAGUUAUUCCAAUAUAAGCAAAGAAAUAAAAGAUAAUAAUAAUAAUAAUAUUAUGUUAACACAAUCUAAUGAUGCAAAUAUAAUCAAAAAUGAAUAUAAUAAUCUAUCAUUAAUGUCCUCCCCCAUGUGUUUUCAUUCUUUUAAUGAUAUUCAAGAAAUGAUUAAUUAUAAAGUAGAAGAUUUACAGAAUGGUAUAUAUCAAAUUUUAUAUAAAGUUAAUAAAAUUGGAAAGAAAAAAUUAUAUAUAUACUGUGAUGGAAUAAGUCUUAGCAGUUCGCCUUUUGAAAUAAAUAUUUGCCCAUCUUCACCUUGUUCUAAACUAUCAAAGGUUGUAGGAAAAGGAGUAACCAGAUGUAUAUCAAUACCUUAUUUAUAUGAUAUAAAUAAGGAAUCUUUUUUUAUUAACCACUUGGAAAAAAUAGAUCGGAAAUGUAAUGGGAAGAAUGAUGAUUUGGAUAAUAUGAAAAAAAUGUAUAAUUUGAAUGAUAUGAAAGGAACGCAUAAUGUGGAUGAUAUGAAAGGAAUGAAUAAUGCUGAUGAUAUGAAAGGAAUGAAUAAUGUUGAUGAUAUGAAAGGAAAGAAUAACGCUGAUGAUAUGAAAGAAAUGAAUAAUGUUGAUGAUAUGAAAGAAAUGAAUAAUGUUGAUGAUAUGAAAGAAAUGAAUAAUUCUGAUGAUAUGAAAGAAAUGAAUAAUGUUGAUGAUAUGAAAGAAAUGAAUAAUGUUGAUGAUAUGAAAGAAAUGAAUAAUUCGAAUGACAAGGAGAUAUCAAAUAAUAUGUGCGACAAAAAGGAUAGUUCCAGUAAUGGUGGUAAUUCACAUAUUAUAUCUAUUCAAAAAAAUGAAGACUGUCUAAAAAUAAACAACACAAAUAAUAAUAAUAAUAAUAAUAAUAAUAAUGAUAAUGAUAAUAAUGUAGACAUAUGUUUUGGUUAUAACUCUGUUUGUGAUACGUCGGAUAGUAAUAAAAAAAAUACAAAUGUGAAAUACUUAUAUGGUGAGGAAAAUAACUACAUUUUUAAAAGCCCUAAAUAUUAUAACGAAAUUAAUGGAAAUAUUAUAAAAUUAAAUGAAAAGAAUGAAAGAACGUUUGAGGAGUUUUUAAAAAAUAUGGUACAAGUAGUAAAUACAUUUGACAUUAUUUUAUAUGAUAAAAAUGGUGAAAGGAUAUGUAUAGGUAAUGAUAAUAUUAAAGUUAUAGGAAAACGAGGUGCUUAUAUAAAAAAUGUAAUAGAUAAUAAUAAUGGUACUUAUACCGUACAAUAUUGUUGUUGUGUAAAAAAAGAUGAUAUAAAAAAGAUAAGAAAUAUAAAUAAAGAAAAAUUAAUAGAUUUUUAUGAUGAAUUUUUAUUUCAUAAAAAUAAAUAUUAUGAUAAUGUUAUUAUUAAUGAAUUUAAGAAAAGAUUUUUUAAUAUAUUUAUUAAUUGUGAAGUAAAAGUAUAUAUAAAUGAAGAAGAAAUUUAUGGUUCUCCAUUUUUUCCAAUUAUAAUAAAUAUGCACGAGAUUUUAAAUAUAUAUAAUUUAUAUGAUCAAUAUACCUACUCAGGAAUGUUAUUAAAAAAUUUUGAAUAUUUGUUGACUUUUAAUAAUUAUGAAGGAUGUAUAGAGAACUUAUGUGAGUUUUAUGAAACAUUUGUUGAUACACAGGAUGAUUUAAUAGAUAAUAAAAGUGGAAAGAGCAAAACAGAAAGGUUCCUAUCUUUAUUUCAAAUGAAAAAUGAGGAGAAAAUAAAUAUGGAUAAAAAGAAUUACACAAGUUUGUUUUUUAAUAUACCUUUAAAUAUAUAUGAUAUGAAUAGUAAAUAUAUGGAUGAGAUGGAUAGAUACAAGGAAAAUUAUGAAAACGAAGAAGAGACAAAAAAAAACACACAUAGUUUUUGUAAUAAUAAUAAUAAUAAUAUAAUGAUGGGGAAUCCUUCAUGGAAUAAUUAUAAAAUUGAUGAUACAUUACUUAUUCAUAAAGAUAAUCAUAAAAGAUAUGAUAAUGACAAUGAUAAUUAUACAUAUAAUAAUUGUAAGGAUGAUUCUUAUGAUUCUUUGUCAAUUAAUAAUUACAAUCUGAAAAAUGUGAAUUUGUCUUUAAAUGAAUGGCUUUAUAUAUAUAGCUGUAAAGAAAAUGUUACACAAUCAAAUAAAAAAUAUGACAACAGCUUAAUUCUUGCAUAUUCCUUAUGUAAUAUCAUAUUACACCAUUUAAUAUAUUUAAAAAAAUAUAAAUAUUAUAUAAACUGUAAGCAAUAUGAAAAUGAUUUAUUACAAAAUAAUAUUUUAAUUCAAUUCAAAAAAUUAUUGCAAGAAGAAUAUAAUAAAAUGUUCGCAUAUCAAACAAAUAAUAUUAUAACAUAUUGCAAAAAAAUUGGAAAUAUAAAAUUCAAUAAUUUAGAAGAAUUAAUUAAGGUAUAUAAAAAUAUAGCGUUCGAAUUAAGGAAAUUAAAAAAAAAUGAUUUAGCAGAUGAAUUUGAUAAAUGUUGUGAAAAUAUGUGUGAAGAAUUAUAUCUAAAAAAUAUUGAAAGCAAUUUAAAUAGAAAAGAAAAAUUAUUAAAUGAAUAUGAAAAAAUAAUGAAUGAAAAGAUUAAUAAAAUUGAACAUAUAAAAAAUAAUGAGUUAAAAAAGUAUGAAAAUAAUUAUACUAUAGAUAUGAAUAAAAUUAAUAAAUUGUGUAGUGUACCAAAAAAUAAGGAAGUACAAACAUGUGAUCAUUUGUCUUACCAAAAGAAAAAUGGCAAAUUAUCUUCCCUAAUUGAACUAAGAAAUAAAGAAAAACUAAUAAAUAUGAAUGAUAAAAAGGAUGAAAAAAAACAUAAAAGUGAUGAUUCUAUAAAGGAAGUUGUUCAUAAUCUUGACAAAAAUCAAAAAGAACAAAUUUUCCAUAUGGUAAGAGAAUAUUGGAAAAAUUCAUCUACAUAUGAUAUAUUCAGUACAAUUAAAAAUACGUUAAAAAAUUGCCCUCGCUUGAAAAUAUGCUUAGAAGAAACAUUUAACUAUUAUAGUUGUAGUAUAAAAAAUAAUAAUAAAAUGAAAGAUAUACAAAUGAGGAAUAUUCAUGAAAUUAAAAUUGUGGAAAAUUUAGAUAACUUAAAAAAAAUAGAAUUACAAGAAGAUAAUUUCUUAUCCAAUCAUGAUAUAAAUAAUUUCUAUUUAACAUAUAAUGCAUAUAUUUCUCUAAUAUUAGAUAUGAAAUGUAAUUCAUAUUUAAUAAAAGAUGUAGAUAAUGUUUUAUGGUUAUUUGAAAAAUUCUCAAUAGAACAUAAUUCAUUUAAAAAUAUAUAUAGACCAUAUGGAUUAUUAAGAAUAAUGCCAAAAUAUUUAUUCAUACCUUUUAUAAGGGAAUUAGCAUAUUUAAAUCUAUUAUAUGUAAUAUCAGAAUAUGUUAUAAAAAAUCAACAAGAUAUAAAAACUUAUCUAACAAUUAAUCAUCCCUCAAGAUUGUCUUCUUUUCAUCAUUUUAUUACUUAUCAUUUUAUACCCUUUUAUGAACAACUAAGUGAAAAUCAAAAUUUUCAUAAUUUCAAGCAACAGCUUAUAGAAAUUAAUGAGGAUGAUGACAAAACAGAACUGGAUGAUCAUCACAAACAAUUAAAUGAUAAACCAAUUAAUCUAAAAAAUAAAAAUAAUAUAAACAAACAUAUGAAGGAUGUAAUCCCACUCAAUAAUAUUUAUGAUACAAAAAGUAAUAAUAUUUAUAAUAAUAAUAAUAAUCAAUUAAGCCUUUCAGAUAUCGAAAAUUAUUUUAAUAAUGAAUUGCCCUUAAUUGUUAAACAUAAAAAUUUCUCAAAAACAUUUCCUUUAUUAUUUGACUUUUAUUCAAAUAUGUCAAUGAAUAUUAAUGAAAAGAAAAUUAAAAAUGAUAAACCACAAGAUGAAAAAACAAAUACAAAUUUAAUAGAUAAUCAAUAUGAUAAUUCGAAUAAUUCAAAUAAAUAUAUAACCACCACUAUUUUUAUUAAGUUCUUACGAGAAUUUGGUAUCAUUCCACAUUUUUUUAAUAAUGAUAGGUGUUUAUCAUUUUUAAAUACUCUUAUCAAAAAUAACAAACAUAAUAAAUUAUAUUAUGAAGAUUUUUCUAAAGCUAUAAUAUUAUCCAUAUGUGAAUGUGUAAAAAAAAAUAUCCUCACACAAUAUAAUAUGUUAACCAGUAAUAACCAAUUCAAAAAUAAAUUACAAAUUGGAAAAAUCCUAAACCAUAAUUAUAUUUCAUAUGAAGUUAAGGAGCUAAUUUAUCUUUUUGGUUUUUCGGACCUUCACAUAGUCAAGUCCAAAAUAAACAUACAAAAAGAAUAA